AUGGAAAAAGAAGGAGAGACAGUGCUGGGGGCCAUCAAGGUGCAACUCAGAGAGUGGGUUGACGAAAGGGUGGGUCUCACCUUCCGGACGACGCAGGUCCUCUCGGGGCACGGAUGCUUCGGGAGGUUCCUGUGUCGGAUCGGGAGGGAGACAUCAAACAGAUGCUGGCACUGUGACUCGCAAAACGAUACGUCGAGACACAUCCUAGGCUACUGUCCGACCUGGGACACAGAACGAGCAGAACUAAAGAGAAAAAUCGGAGCAGAUUUGUCAUUAGGGGCAGUUAUAAGAGCCAUGCUGCAAGAAGAAAAGAGACACGCGGUUAUGACUUUCUGUGAGGAAGUCAUGACUAGGAAGGAAGUAGCAGAGAGGGCCAGAGAGAGAGGGGACCUGGCCACCUAG
Molecule: messenger RNA, 402 nt
Organism: Trachymyrmex cornetzi
Lineage: Eukaryota; Metazoa; Arthropoda; Insecta; Hymenoptera; Formicidae
Exons: 1
Coding region: 1-402 (133 amino acids)
Source: RefSeq, a predicted model, not a curated record